AUGCCGGUUCCGGUGAACACUGGCAUGUCGGGCCCGUCGAACUUCGACAAGUUCAAGAUGGGUGCCAUGAUGGGCGGCACUGUUGGCUGUAUCAUUGGCUUCAUCUACGGCACGGUCAACAUCUUCCGGUACGGCGCCGGCACGACGGGUAUUAUGCGCACACUGGGCCAGUACAUGGCAGCAUCAGGAGCGACAUUUGGCUUCUUCAUGUCCAUCGGCAGCGUCAUCCGCAGCGACGCGUCGCCGGUGAUGCAGCAGGCAUACAUGCACGCACGACAAAAACCGUGGAUCAUGGCGGCCGACGCCGCCUACCGGCCACGGCCAACACGCAGCGACUAA
Messenger RNA from Sporothrix brasiliensis 5110, 339 nucleotides. RefSeq names its product mitochondrial genome maintenance protein Mgr2. Bases 1 to 339 code for a protein of 112 amino acids. Gene Ontology annotation, cellular component: TIM23 mitochondrial import inner membrane translocase complex. The record is from RefSeq and is a predicted model, not a curated record. Gene Ontology annotation, biological process: protein insertion into mitochondrial inner membrane; protein import into mitochondrial matrix. Lineage: Eukaryota; Fungi; Ascomycota; Sordariomycetes; Ophiostomatales; Ophiostomataceae. The transcript has 5 exons.